Capsicum annuum is the source of this 995-nucleotide messenger RNA. Its product is annotated as protein STAY-GREEN, chloroplastic-like. The record is from RefSeq and is marked provisional. Lineage: Eukaryota; Viridiplantae; Streptophyta; Magnoliopsida; Solanales; Solanaceae. The transcript has 4 exons. Bases 113 to 913 code for a protein of 266 amino acids.
CACAACUCCUCUUUAAGUUUCUACUCAUUCUCUUUGCCAACUUUGAUCAAAAACACCUUAUAAUAAAUUGAUCAAGAUUCAAGGAGUUUUGGGUACCCAAUUUCUUGAUGAAAUGGGGACUUUGACUGCUUCUCUAGUAGCUCCAUCUAAGCUCAACCCUGAAAAGCAUAGCUCUCUUUUUGUAUACAAAACUAGAAGAAAGUCCCACAAGAAUCAAUCCAUAGUCCCUGUGGCAAGGCUAUUUGGACCAGCUAUAUUUGAAGCAUCAAAGUUGAAGGUACUUUUCUUGGGAGUUGAUGAGAAAAAGCACCCAGGAAAGUUGCCAAGAACAUAUACACUGACUCAUAGUGAUAUUACUUCUAAACUCACUUUGGCAAUCUCUCAAACCAUCAAUAACUCUCAGUUGCAAGGUUGGUAUAAUAGACUUCAAAGGGAUGAAGUGGUUGCAGAAUGGAAGAAAGUUAAAGGGAAGAUGUCACUCCAUGUACAUUGCCACAUUAGUGGAGGCCAUUUUAUGUUAGACUUAUUUGCUAGACUCAGAUACUAUAUCUUCUGCAAAGAACUCCCUGUGGUUCUGAAGGCUUUUGUUCAUGGAGAUGAGAAUUUACUAAAGAAUUAUCCAGAGUUGCAACAAGCUUUAGUUUGGGUAUAUUUUCACUCAAACAUUCAAGAAUUCAACAAAGUAGAAUGUUGGGGCCCACUCAAAGAUGCAGCCUCCCCCUCAUCAAGUGGGGUAGGUGGGGGUAUGAAUACAAGUUUUACAAGCAAUAGCAACAUCAAGUGGAAUUUACCAAAGCCUUGUGAAGAGACUUGUACAUGUUGCUUUCCCCCAAUGAGUGUUAUCCCUUGGCCUUCUACUACUAAUGUGGAAAAUGGGACCAUACAACAAGGCUUGCAAGAGCAGCAAAGCUGAAAAAAGACAGUAAUUCUGUUGCUUUAUUAUGUGAUUUGAUGUAAUUAAUUAAUUAAUUAAUUAUCAUCAUUAUAGGGUUUGU